This is a messenger RNA of Amphimedon queenslandica, 1476 nucleotides long. Its product is annotated as NAD-dependent protein lipoamidase sirtuin-4, mitochondrial-like. The transcript is spliced from 4 exons. The record is from RefSeq and is a predicted model, not a curated record. Gene Ontology annotation, cellular component: cytoplasm; mitochondrion; mitochondrial matrix. Lineage: Eukaryota; Metazoa; Porifera; Demospongiae; Haplosclerida; Niphatidae. Bases 172 to 1380 code for a protein of 402 amino acids. Gene Ontology annotation, molecular function: NAD+ binding; histone deacetylase activity, NAD-dependent.
UCCGGAGUUCGAAUAUUUUUGGUGUCACUGUCCCAUCUUUUACAAGUAAAGUUGGAUUAGUGAGAAAAUCUGGGCAGCUCCUCUUCUCAAAGAAAUUCUAGAGAAAUGAAAAAGUUCUCUUUGCAAAAUUCUAAGUGUUAAAAAUCAAUUCUAAUAUUCAGUCAUUCGCUGAUGUUCAAGCUACUCAGACAGUCCACCCAAAUAUUCCAAUAUUUAAAUAGAGCCUCUCUACCAAUACAAUCUUGUGUUACCUCAAGCCGAUAUAACUCCCGAACGUUCUUUACAACCAGUUCAAAUAUGAGUAGUCUGAUGAAGCUAAAGUCUUUUGUGAGUAUUCUUGAAUCCAUUGCUCCUACUAAUGCUGUACCAGAAUGGGACAAUGUAGGCCUGUUAGUUCAUCCAUCAUCUGCUUCUAAUGUCAGCCAUAUUUUCAUGACUAUCGAUCUAACAGAAGAGGUAUUAGAAGAAGCUCUGGAGUGUAGUCAGAGUGGAGAGAAGGUUGAUAUGAUUAUUUCUUAUCAUCCUCCAAUCUUUAAACCUUUUAAAAGGCUCACCCAGUCCUCGGCUAAGGAGAGGAUUAUCUUGAAGUGUAUUGAAUCAGGUAUUGCAGUUUAUUCUCCUCAUACAGCUCACGACUCAAUUUGGGGUGGUAUCAAUGACUGGAUUCUAAAAGCCUUCAAUCAAGGGACUGUCCAUCCUAUAUCCUACAAUCAGAGCCCUGAUAAGCAGCCAAUUGAGCUUCUUGUUUCAUCUUUUUCCAAUAAAACAGAAGCAAAUGAAGUUGCUAAGAGUAUCAUUGCUAGUGGGAAUGUCACUGGGGAUAAUAUGGAGAUACUUGUCACUGAGAACCUCUCUGGUAUCAGCUCUUAUAAGUUAAAGUGUUCAGUGACAGAGACUGCUGUUAAGCCAUUGAUGCCAAUGUUAAUGAAGGAUUGGCCACAAUACAAGAUUUCAAUGUCUCCUUCACCCAAGAUCCCUAGUAUUGGGCCGGGAAGAUUUAUAAAAUUCUCAAGUCCCUGUACUCUUGAUACUCUAGUAUCACAGAUAAAGUCUUACCUGAAUUUGACCAAUAUUCGUUUAGCCCGUCCAUCCAGCUGGAAGGAAGGACAGCUAGCAUCUUCCCUUGCUGUCUGUGUUGGGUCUGGUGCUAGUGUACUUAGAUGUACAAGACCUGAUGUCUACUUAACUGGUGAAAUGUCUCAUCAUGAAAUCCUUGAAGCUACAGCUAAAGGGAUUGUUGUCAUACUUUGUGAGCAUAGCAAUACUGAGAGAGGAUUUCUACACAUUUUAAAGUCUCUCAUUGAGGAAAAGCUACAACAGUCUACCCCGCUUAAGAUUACAAUAUCAGGAGUGGAUAGAGAUCCAGUAACCAUUGUGUGAUAAUGCUGUUACUGUAGUUUCAAUGUAUUAUAAAAAUACCCUACUUAAUAGCAAUAAAAUUAAUAUUUAAUAGUAGCUAGUCAAAUUCAAGCAUAA